CGGAGCGGGAGAGGGCGGCGUUGACGGAGACAUAUGUCGAGCUGACGCCUCUGGAGUGGGAUCUGCACUAAUGACGCCAUCAUGACCACCGACGGCAGAGCCACAGACAAGGUCGGCGUCCCGACGUGCCACAUCGAGGAGCGUCGAGGGGAGAGGCGCUUUGAUGGCGUCUUCCGGUGGCUCGACACCCUCUGCCGCGCUGCGAGGACGGGGCUGAGUCCGCGGAUACCGCUGAUCGUCUCGCCAACCAGCAGCCACGGUGGAGGAGGUCAGGUAUGGGCAUAAGUACAGAGACGCAGAGAGAGGUACACAGACAGAGAGGCAAUUGGCUGCUGUUCUUGUGUCUUGUGUUUCGGGCAGAUGCACCGCUGUCUACAUUUUAUAUUUCGCGAGUCCCUGUAUUCUUCGAAGGCAGCUCCGGGACAUCGGCGACUUGUUCUACCUUCGUCUGGAGCAGUUGUGCGCUGGGGAGAGGUUUCGUAUGUAGCGAUGACACCCCUAGGUGAGAAAGAUGGGAUGGACGAGGGAGGGGAGGAGGCGACUUCCUUACCACCGACGUCACUCAUCGCUGUGUUGUGUGUGUGGGUGUGCAGGUGAGGAGUGGGUUGGGGUGGUCCGGCUGUUCGGAUGGACGAAGGGAGAGAGCAAGGAGACCAAUCAGGUAGAGACAGAGAGAGACACAGAGAGACACAGAGAGACACAGAGAGAGGCAAUCAAUUUCCUGCUGUGUUGUCCUUUGUCCUUUCGGCAUUCAGAUCGCUGACUGCAUUUUAUAUUUGCGCAGCUGGUGUACGGCGGGUUCAAGCUCCUCAAGAGAGACCCAAACGCGCCACCCGCUCCCCACACUAGGCGCACAUGCCGAGACGGCCCUCCACCCGCCGAGCUGUCCUAUCAUGAGCGGGUGGAGAACUACGAGAGGGUCAAGGCGAGGAUAGAGAUGGAGUUGGGUAUCGCCCCCCCAGUCCGACUCGACCCCCCACCACGGCCGAGGUGGCAAAGCGGCUCAUCAAGCACCACCUCCAGUAUGAUGAUACACACAAUGAUACACACACACACACACACACACACAUUCGGCUUUUCACGCAUCAGCCGGUUGUUUGUCUGUCUGUCUGUCUAUGUGUGUCACUACUUACUUGUCCACAGAAAUGGCAACCGCAGACGCGCGUGGUGUGGAGACACCGGGAACUUCAUCCGUCUCCGAGACCCACGGCCCCUCAGCACAGCUAUAGGGAGGGGGAGGAGCUUGUUGACGUGCUUAGGAGGAUCACGUAUGGGCAUCAAAUUAGAAAGACACAGAGACAAUAAUUGACAGCUGGUGUUGUCCUUUGUGUCUUCAGCCGAUGCAUCGCUGACUACAUUUUAUAUCGGUCGGGUCCCUGUAUUAACCUACCGAUGAUGUGCAGAGGUCAGGGCGCAUGCGGCGAAGACAUCAAGAGGACGACAGCGAUCACUUCAUGUAGGCAGAGAGGGGGAGGACGUGCAGACAAGACGGUGUGGGCUGACUGCUGUCUUUUCUUGUGUGUUGUUAUGUCAGCGCCUGUCUGCGGGAUGCGAGGGCUCAUCGGAGGAAGCUGGGGCAGCUGCAUUGGUGCACGUGUUCGCUGCACGCGGCAGGUGAUAGCAUCGGUGCUGUGCUUGAGCUGACAGUUGUACAUAGCAUGAAGUUCAUUAAAGGCCCUUGGUCAGUUG
Molecule: messenger RNA, 1689 nt
Organism: Vitrella brassicaformis
Lineage: Eukaryota; Vitrellaceae
Source: the annotation of a GenBank genome assembly